AUGGACACCGACACCGACUUCGACACCGACACCGACACCGACACCGACACCGACAUCGACUCUUACACAUUUACAGAAAUGGACACCGACACUGAUACCGACACCGACACCAACACCAACUUCGACACCAACUUCGAUACCGACUUCGACACCGACACCGACAUCGACACCGACACCGACACAGAUAUCGACUCCUACACAUAUACAGACUUCGACACCGACUUCGACACCGACACCGAUACUGACACCGACACCGAUUUCGACACGGACUUCGUCACCGACAUCGAUACCGACACCGACACCGACAUCGACUCUUACACAUUUACAGAAAUGGACACCGACACUGAUACCGACACCGACACCAACACCAGCUUUGACACCGACUUCGACACCGACACCGACAUCAACACCGACACCGACUUCGACACCAACUUCGAUACCGACUUCGACACCGACAUCGACACCGACACCGACACAGAUAUCGACUCCUACACAUACACAGACUUCGACACCGACUUCGACACCGACACCGACACUGACAUUGACACCGAUACUGACACCGACACCGACUUCGACACUGACUUCGUCACCGACACUGACACCGACAUGGCCACCGACACUGACACCCAUUUCGACACUGACUUCGUCACCGACAUCGACACCGACUUCGACACCUACACAUAUUCAGACAUGGACACCGACACCGACAUCGACACCGACAUCGAUUUCGUCACCGACAUCGACUCCGACUUCGACACCGACUUCGACACCUACUUCGACACCGACUUCGACACCGACUUCGACUUCUACACAUAUACGGACAUGGACACCGACACCGACACUGACACGGACUUCGACACUGACACCGACUUCGACACCGACUUCGAUACCGACUUCUACACCGACACCGAUAUCGACUCCUACACAUAUACAGACAUGGAUACGAACCUGACACUGACACCGACACCAACACCAUCUUCGACACCAACUUCGAUACCGACUUCUACACCGACUUCGACACCGACACGGACCCCGACACUGACACCGACACCGAUUUCGACACGGACUUCGUCACCGACAUCGAUACCGACACCGACACCGACAUCGAUACCGACACCGACACCGACAUCGACUCUUACACAUUUACAGAAAUGGACACCGACACUGGUACCGUCACCGACACCAACACCAGCUUUGACACCGACUUCGACACCGACACCGACACCAACACCAACACCAACUUCGACACCGACACCGACACUGACAUUGACACCGAUACUGACACCGACACCGACUUCGACACUGACUUCGUUACCGACAUCGACACCGACUUCGACACCGACACCGACUCUGACAUUGACACCGAUACUGACACCGACACCGACUUCGACACUGACUUCGUCACCGACCUCGACACCGACUUCGACACUGACACUGACACCGAAACAUACUUCGACACUGACAGCGAUACUGACACCGACACCGACUUCGACAUCGACUUCGACACCGACUUCGACACCGACACCAACACUGACAUUGACACCGAUACUGACACCGACACCGACUUCGACACCGACACCGACACUGACAUUGACACCGAUACUGACACCGACACCGACUUCGACCGACUUCGUCACCGACAUCGACACCGACUUCGACACUGACACUGACACUGACACAUACUUCGAUACUGACACCGACACCGACUUCGACACUGACUUCGUCACCGACGUCGACACCGACUUCGUCACCGACACCGACAUCGACUUCGACACCGACACCGAUAUCGACUCCUACACAUAUACAGACUUCGACACUGACUUCGUCACCGACCUCGACACCGACUUCGACACUGACACUGACACCGAAACAUACUUUGACACUGACAGCGAUACUGACACCGACUCCGACUUCGACAUCGACUUCGUCACCGACAUCGACACCGACUUCGACACCGACAUCGAUUUCGACACCGACACCGACUUCGCACCGAUUUCGACACUGACUUCGUCACCGACAUCGACACCGACUUCGUCACCGACACCGACAUCGACUUCGACACCGACACCGACUUCGCACCAACUUCGAUACCGACUUCGACACCGACUUCGAUACCGACACUGA
Molecule: messenger RNA, 2124 nt
Organism: Achroia grisella
Lineage: Eukaryota; Metazoa; Arthropoda; Insecta; Lepidoptera; Pyralidae
Product: serine-aspartate repeat-containing protein F-like
Exons: 2
Coding region: 1-2124 (707 amino acids)
Source: RefSeq, a predicted model, not a curated record